GCCGCAUGGACGCGGCCGCCGCGGCCGCCCCGGCCGAGCCCCCGGUGCCGGCGGACGCGGUGCUGCGCUGGCUGCGGGCGGAGGGCGCGGAUCCCGCGGCCCCGGCACACGAGCAGCUGGGCUUGGCCUGGCGGCUCCUUCGGAAAGCGGAGACGCGGCUGGGAGAGCUGGAACGGCGGCGGGAGCAGGACAUGAGAGACGUGGAAAGCUACGUGGGCCACGUCCGUGCCCUGACGGAGGAGCGGGAUGCCAUCGCCUCAGAGUACGAGAAGGAGAAUGAGCAGCUCAGGCUGGAGCUGGCACGGCUGCAGCUGCUCCAGGAAGCCCAGCUGAAGGAGGUGGAGGAGAUGCUGGAGCAGGAAGGGCUGUCCCAGAUCGCCCACAGCGCCGCCAGCGAACAGGUCGCCUAUUUACUGGUGGAGAGGACGGCCCUGCUGGGGAAACUGGGACUGCUCCACAGCCCCACAGAGGGCAUCCAGUUCUGCAGGGAAGAGCUGGAGAGGGGACCUGCAGGAGCUGUGGGAGAGCUGGGUGAGGCUCCCCAGAGGCUGAUGGUGGCCCAGGAAGAGCUCCAGGGGAUGCCAGAGGGCUUGGAUGCACCCAGCGAGGAGCAGAGUGGAGCAGGCAGGGCUGAGCUCCAGGAGGUCAUGGAGCACAACAGCCGCCUGGAUAAGGAGAUCCUGGCACUGCGGGCUCGGGUCCAGACACUGGAUCUGGAGAGGAAAGCUUUCCUGGAACUGGUGGAGCAGCUCAAGGAGGAGAUCUGUGAGUACCAGAGGAGCGAGCGGCUGGGGCCAGCCCUACCGGAGGAGCCUGGAGCAGCCUCACUGCAGGGCACUCGGGAUGAAGGGAGGGCUGAAGAUGAGCGUGGGGCAGGAAGAGCCUGGCCCUCCUCGGAUCAGGAGGAGAGAGAUCUGGGGGGUGAAACUCUCCAUAAAAGGUGCCGGGAGGUGAUGGAAAACAUGGAGGGCAGGAAUUCCCAGCUCCUUCACAAGCUGCAGAAACUGGAGCAGGAGCACGAGGAUUUGGUGGAGCGCAACGAGGAGCUGGAAUCGAUCCUGGGGGAGACUCAGAUCCAAACCAAGCAGGAGAAGGAGCAGUUUGAGAGCGAGGUGGAGGGACUGCAGCAGAAGAUCACCAGUUUAGAAACAGAGCUGCUUGAGGUGCAGAGGAGCAAAAAUGAGACGGACAGGAAGGAGCAGGCGGCGUCUGGAGCGCAGGAGAUGCAGGAGAUGUUGGAAAGCUGUCAGGAAACCAUAGACAAGUUGGGAAAUCAGCUGGGAGAGCGGAGGGAGAGGAGGAAGCAACUUGUGUCUGAGCUUGAGCUGCUGAGAGAGGAUCUGAAGGCUGAGAAGGGGGUCCUGGGCAGCCAGGGGUUUCCUGCCUCACUGUCUGAGCUCCCAGGCCACGGUAACACCUCCCCUGGUCUCCAGAGAACAUCAGCCAGCAGGGAUCUCAUGGAUGUGUCCCAUGAGAAGCACAAGGACAGUGCUUUGGUAGACCCAGAGGCCUCUGAAAUCCUACAAGACAGAGAACAGAGUCUCAGGGGGGAGCAGACCCAGGAAGAUCCCCAUGGAGAUGCAAAGACCUACGAGGAACAGAUGGCUAAAGUUGUGUUUUUGGAAGAACAGAUCAAAAGCCUGAGGGAGGAACAAGAGCUGCUCUGCUCUGAAUUACUAGAGAGCAACAAGAAGAAGGAAGAGCUGGAAAAGCAGCUCAGAGAGAGCAAUGAAGAGAAAAGGAUGCUGCUGGAAGAGAUUUCCCAGCUCAAGCGCAGCAUCCAGAGCGCCCGGGAACAGGGAGACCCUGGAGAGACCUGGAGGAUGAACCCAGGCCUGGAGCAGAGGGAGAGCAGGUCCCUCCCAUGGCAGAGCUCAGCAGGCAGUUCAGAUGGGAGCCUUAAACAGGGCGUGCCCGAGGAGAAGUUCCAGCAGCAGGAGGAGAAGCUGCAGCAGCUGCGCCAGGACCUGCGGCGGGUGCAGAACUUGUGCAGCUCUGCCGAGAGGGAGCUCAGGUACGAGAGGGAGAAGAACGCAGAGCUCCAGAAGCAGAACCUGCUGCUCCAGCAGGAAUGCACCAAGGUCAAAGCUGAGCUGAAACAGGCCCGGGCCAAACUCUCAGACUCCACAGAAACCUGCUCAUCCCUGUCAGCACAGUGGGAGAGGAGCCAGCAGAAGGUCCGGGAGCUGGAGCAGGAGCUCUCCAAGUGCUCCCAAGCUGACAAGCUCCAGAGCAGCCUGAGGGACAGGCUGGCCCAGGAGAAAUCCAGGGCAGGAGAAGCCCAGAAAAAGAUUUCAAAGCUCCAGCAGAAGCUGAAGGAUUCCCAGCACCAGCUCCUGCUGGCAGAGGCCCGUGUUUCUGACAAGAAGCUGCUGGAGGAGGAGCUGAAGGAGGCCCGGGAGAACGAAGCUCGAGUGCGGCGGGAGCUCCACGAGGGGCAGCUGAAGAGGAAGCUCCUGGAGCAGCAGGUGGAGGAUCUGCGGCAGCAGCUCCGGCAUUCCCGGGAGACGGAGGCGUCGCUGGCCAGGAUGCACGUGGAGCUCCAGGCCAAGACCCUGCACGCCCUGGAGGAUGAGAGGAAACCUGACCCUGCAGAGUACCUGCAGUGCCGAAAGGAGAACCAGAAGCUCUCAGAGCAGCUGUCCCUGCUGAAGGAGGAGAACAAGGCCCUUUAUGAGGAGGGUGUUCGGCUCCUGAACCAGAAGGAUCUCUAUGUGAGGAAAUACAACGAGAUGCAGCUCCGGCACAAGGACAAGAUCCGCAGGGCCAAGGAGACCUUCAUCCACGAGGUGAAACAGAGGGACAGCAGGAUCAAACAGCUGGAAAACGAGCUCAGCGAGUCCAAGCUCCAAGUGGAGAAGGGGAAGGUGCUGAUUGCCCAGAUCACUGCCGAGAAUGAGAAGCUGCUCCAGGAGAGGCGGCGGCUCCUCCAGAAGAUUUCGGAGCAGGAGGAGCCCCUUUGGAGCCUCCGGUCUGUGACUGCCCCCUUGCCCAGCAGAGGGAAGACCCUGGAGGAGGAGAACAAGCUCCAGCUCUCCGGUCACGUGCCUGCCUCACCACGCAUUCCCAGGAGCAGCCCCGCUCCCACCGCAGAGGACUCGAAGACCCUUCACGUCUCCGAACACCAACUCCAGAGUAAGGUGGUGCCACUUGCCCGUGCCAGUUUCCCACCCCGGGAUCUCCAGGAACCCUUCGGUGCCAUGAAGGCCCCUCAAGACACGAAGUCUGAGGGAGAGGCCCAAAGCCAGGACUCCUCCCGGGGCCUGUCCCCCUCCCAGCCCUCAGAGCAGGGCUACCUGAACGUGGCCUCACCAGGGGACCCUGCGGGGUCCCUGCUGCAGGAGGAGAGGAGAAGUGUCAGCUCUGAGACCUUCUGAGCUGGAGAUGUCUGUGCAGAGUCACCUGGACUGCAGGACUGGGGCUCCUGAGCUGGGAAUUCUGUGCAGGGUCACCUGGAUGCAGGACUGGGGCUCCUGGUGCCACAGGAUGGCAGAGACUGCAAAGAGAAGAAUUGCCAAAUGGACUGACCUGGGGAUUUCUGGGAUGUUUUCCAGCUAAAUUAACCCUGAGUGUUGAAUUUUUUUUUUCUUUUUUUUUUUUUUCCCCACUUCCCCCCUGUAAAUGUGUUUGUGUCAUCCCAGAGCCACUGGAGGCUGAAAUUUGUAGAUAAACUCAUAAACAUGGAAGAUGGGUUGGGGUGAAGUGUGUCCUCCCUCAACCCUAAUUCCUUGUCCAGGCCAAAUCUAUAAAAUUUGUAAAGAAAAGAACUUAAUAUU
Empidonax traillii (willow flycatcher) is the source of this 3776-nucleotide messenger RNA. RefSeq names its product coiled-coil domain containing 30 (gene CCDC30). Bases 6 to 3377 code for a protein of 1123 amino acids. The record is from RefSeq and is a predicted model, not a curated record. The transcript has 25 exons. Lineage: Eukaryota; Metazoa; Chordata; Aves; Passeriformes; Tyrannidae.